This is a messenger RNA of Bactrocera oleae (olive fruit fly), 1000 nucleotides long. It is a transcript of the gene a10, whose product is annotated as antennal protein 10. NCBI's taxonomy places the organism in Eukaryota, Metazoa, Arthropoda, Insecta, Diptera, Tephritidae. The record is from RefSeq and is a predicted model, not a curated record.
CACAUGCAAAUAUGACGCAAGGUCUUUUUAACCCAUUAUUUAACAAUUUCUUCCCCUCCUCAGAACAGUUAUUUUAAAAAACAAUAACUAGACUUUCCCUAAAAACAAUUGCCGUGAAUUCCAUUAAAUGCCUCAAAUUAAUCGAGUUGCAAUUUGUGUGCCUCAUCAUGUUCAAUUUAGAACAAUUUCAGCCACAACACGCAAUCACAUCACAUCUAACGGUCCAAAACUGUAAUCUGGGUAUAAAAACUGCAGUCCGUUGAAUUGACCACGCAGUGCGGCUAAAAUAAGUAUUGAAGUGACAUCUUAAAAAAUUUAUUUAAUAUCGGUAAUACAACAGACUUUAAAAGCAUGUUGCGCUUCGUAGCCGCUUUAGUGCUGAUUUGCACCGUUUAUCAUGUGGCAACCACAACUGCUGCACCGCAUCCACCAACAACAGCAGCACCGCUGUUGGCCAAUCAGGCAGCCUAUGACACGAAAUUCGAUAACAUCGACCUGGACGAGGUUUUGAGCCAGGAGCGUUUGCUGCGCAACUACAUUAAAUGUCUGGAGAAUACCGGUCCUUGCACGCCUGAUUCCAAAAUGUUGAAGGAGAUACUCCCCGACGCUAUAUCAACCGAUUGCGCCAAAUGCUCGGAGAAGCAGAGGCUUGGCUCAGCGAGAGUGACGCACUUUUUGAUCGACAAUCGCCCGGAGGAUUGGGCGCGUUUGGAGCAGAUAUACGAUCCGCAAGGCAAUUACCGUUUGGCCUAUUUGGCGGAGAAGGACAAAAGCGAUGGCAUGGAGAAAACUACGGAAGCGGUUACUAAGCCACAGGCCUGAACCAUUGCGCUAUAUUAACUGCACGCGAACAUGGACCUUUAUAGGAAUUAAUGGAACAGCGUUGUAUUUUUCGAAUUUAUAGUAAAUAGCUCAAUUUUAAAAAGACAUAUACUUAAUUUUAGAAUUGCAUUCCAAAAAGUACAAAAAAAUAUAAAAAGCAAAACAAAAACCCAACAAA